Messenger RNA from Carassius carassius (crucian carp), 983 nucleotides. RefSeq names its product gastrula zinc finger protein XlCGF49.1-like. Gene Ontology annotation, biological process: regulation of transcription by RNA polymerase II. The record is from RefSeq and is a predicted model, not a curated record. NCBI's taxonomy places the organism in Eukaryota, Metazoa, Chordata, Actinopteri, Cypriniformes, Cyprinidae. The coding region runs from base 152 to 850 and encodes 232 amino acids. Gene Ontology annotation, molecular function: RNA polymerase II cis-regulatory region sequence-specific DNA binding; DNA-binding transcription factor activity, RNA polymerase II-specific. The transcript is spliced from 2 exons.
UCACUUAGACAUUCAUGUCCAGUGAAGCUACUCCCACAACAAUCACACAUUCAGUAAUUCACCAAUAAAUGUUAAAGUGAAGACGAGUGUCAAAUCUUCAGGAAGAGCUGAAAUCUGUAAAGACUGAGCUUAUAAAGAGGACAGAAAGAAGAUGAAAGAUCCAGAACCCUGCAGAAUCAAAGAUACUGAAGAACAAACGGAGUUGAUUGAAGAAAAUCAAGAUAAUGAAGAAUUGAGUGAAAUUGAUAUGAAUAAUCAUGUCAACACUGGAGAAAAACAUCUCAGUUGCUCUCAAACCGAACAGAAAACCAAACCGAAAGAUUCAAUGAAAAGAGGAGCCAAGAAAUCUUUCACCUGCCCUCAGUGUGGAAAGAGUUUCCCAUAUAGACACAAAAUUAAAGCUCACAUGAGAGCUCAUACUGGAGAGAAACUGUUCACUUGUGAUCAGUGCGGGAAGAGUUACACACAAUCAUCAAACCUUAAGGAUCACAUGAACGUCCACACUGGAGCGAAACCUUACAAGUGUUCACAAUGUGACAAGAGAUUCAGACGUUCAGCAGACUUGAAAAAACACAAUUUAGUCCACACAGGAAAGAAACUGCACAAAUGUGAUCAAUGCGGGAAGAGGUUUGCACUAAAACAACACUUUACCGCACAUGUGAGAGUUCAUACGGGAGAGAAACCGUACAAGUGUUUAUACUGUGACAAGAGAUUCAGUCAGUCUGGAAACCUGAAGACACACAAGAGGAUUCACACUGGAGAGAAACCGUAUCACUGCACUGAAUGUGGAAAGUGUUUCAGUCAUUCAGUUUCUCUACACAGUCAUACAAAAAACAAUCACAGCAAGUAGAUCAUCUUCAGACCCAGAACUUUCAGAUCCGAUACCGUGUCUUCACCAAAUGUGACAAAAUAAUGCAUCAAAGCAAUAAAAUAUCAUCUGGAUAAACCUGUCAAGUGACAUGACAAAGAAACAUUAGCUGAAG